AUGGGUUCUGGGUCUCCUCCAGGCCCGGCUCCAAAGCCUUCUGCCAUUCCGUCCCACAUGCUGAACGGCAGCUCGCCCCUCCAGGCUUCCACGCCCGCUGGUUCUGGCACACGAGUUCGUGAUGCCCGGGAGCGUGAGAGCCUCAAUUCCUCGAUUCGCUCUUCGUUUGCUCCUCGCAUUCCUGCCGAGUUUACCCCCGUCGAGCCGGCAUCUCACCCCGCGGAGGAGUCCACUGCCACCCACGAUGAGUCGACUCUCGCCGAGCCCGCUUCUGUGCAUGGCGCAUUGACUCUACGUGGCAGACCUACCCUGAACGACCCACCCCGCGACCCCCGGGAUGAAGGCGGUCCAUUGACCCCGCCGGCGACGGCGAGCCGCCCCGCCAGCCCCUAUACCAUGAACCCACCGAUCGACUUUGAUGGUCUUAGCUGGCCCUGCCCUGGCACUCGGCAGCGAUUGGAGUCCACCCCGGAAGAGAAUGAAGCGCGCAUCCAGAAGCUUGCAGGAGCUGUUCGGACAAUUCUUGAAUGCGUUGGUGAAGAUCCCGAGCGAGAAGGACUGCGUGAGACGCCAGAGCGAUAUGCCAAGGCUAUGCUGUACUUCACCAAAGGUUAUGAGGAAAAUGUGCGGGAUUUGGUGAAUGGAGCAGUUUUCCAUGAAGACCAUGAUGAGCUGGUAAUCGUAAAGGAUAUCGACGUAUUCUCGUUGUGUGAACACCACAUGGUGCCUUUUACUGGAAAGAUGCAUAUCGGCUACAUUCCGGAUCGCCGCGUGCUUGGGCUGUCGAAAUUGGCCCGCCUGGCCGAAAUGUUCUCUCGUCGGCUCCAGGUUCAAGAGCGCCUCACCAAGCAGGUUGCUUUGGCUAUUUCGGAGGUUCUUAAGCCCCGAGGUGUUGGAGUUGUCAUGGAAUCAUCUCAUCUCUGCAUGGUGAUGCGUGGUGUACAAAAGGUUAGCAGCACCACGACCACCAGCUGCAUGCUGGGAUGCAUGCGUUCCAGUGCCAAGACUCGCGAGGAGUUCCUGACGCUGCUUCACCGGCGAUAA
Penicillium macrosclerotiorum is the source of this 1044-nucleotide messenger RNA. Its product is annotated as GTP cyclohydrolase I. The coding region runs from base 1 to 1044 and encodes 347 amino acids. The record is from RefSeq and is a predicted model, not a curated record. Lineage: Eukaryota; Fungi; Ascomycota; Eurotiomycetes; Eurotiales; Aspergillaceae. Gene Ontology annotation, cellular component: cytoplasm. Gene Ontology annotation, biological process: tetrahydrobiopterin biosynthetic process; tetrahydrofolate biosynthetic process. Gene Ontology annotation, molecular function: GTP binding; GTP cyclohydrolase I activity; zinc ion binding. The transcript is spliced from 4 exons.